Messenger RNA from Neomonachus schauinslandi (Hawaiian monk seal), 1446 nucleotides. It is a transcript of the gene ORAI1, whose product is annotated as ORAI calcium release-activated calcium modulator 1. The transcript has 2 exons. Lineage: Eukaryota; Metazoa; Chordata; Mammalia; Carnivora; Phocidae. Gene Ontology annotation, biological process: store-operated calcium entry. Gene Ontology annotation, cellular component: membrane. Gene Ontology annotation, molecular function: store-operated calcium channel activity. The record is from RefSeq and is a predicted model, not a curated record. Bases 198 to 1106 code for a protein of 302 amino acids.
GGUGCGGCGGGCCUGCGAGCUGGUGCAGCAGCCGCUUCGUCGAGGUCCUUAUCGUUGUCGGCGGCCGGCCGGGUCAGGCCCGGCCCGCGCGGGGGGCAGGCGGCGGCUGCCUCAGGCGGAGGCGGAGGUGCGGCGGAGGGUGGGGGCCGCUGCCUUCGCAGGAGCCCGGGCCGGCCCGCGCCUUUGCACGGUGCUCCAUGCAUCCGGAGCCCGCCCCGCCCCCGAACAGCAACAGCCCCGAGCUUCCCCUCAGCGGCGGCAGCACCACCAGCGGCAGCCGCCGGAGCCGCCGCCGCAGCGGGGACGGAGAGCCCCCGGGGUCGCCGCCGCCGCCAGCCGCCGUCGCCUACCCGGACUGGAUCGGUCAGAGUUACUCCGAGGUGAUGAGCCUCAACGAGCACUCGAUGCAGGCGCUGUCCUGGCGCAAGCUCUACUUGAGCCGCGCCAAGCUCAAAGCCUCCAGCCGGACCUCUGCUCUGCUCUCCGGCUUCGCCAUGGUGGCGAUGGUGGAGGUACAGCUGGACGCCGACCAUGACUACCCGCCGGGGCUGCUCAUCGCCUUCAGCGCCUGCACCACGGUGCUGGUGGCCGUGCACCUGUUCGCGCUCAUGAUCAGCACCUGCAUCCUGCCCAACAUCGAGGCGGUGAGCAACGUGCACAACCUCAACUCGGUCAAGGAGUCGCCCCAUGAGCGCAUGCACCGCCACAUCGAGCUAGCCUGGGCCUUCUCCACCGUCAUUGGCACGUUGCUUUUCCUGGCCGAGGUCGUGCUGCUCUGCUGGGUCAAGUUCUUGCCCCUCAAGAAGCAGCCGGGGCAGCCCCGGCCCACCAGCAAGCCCACGGCCGGUGGCGCGGUGGCCAGCAUCAACGGCAGCACAGGCGGCAUCACCCCGGGCCAGGCUGCUGCCAUCGCCUCCACUACCAUCAUGGUCCCCUUUGGCCUGGUCUUUAUCGUCUUUGCCGUCCACUUCUACCGCUCACUGGUCAGCCAUAAGACAGACCGACAGUUCCAGGAGCUCAAUGAGCUGGCUGAGUUUGCCCGCCUGCAGGACCAGCUGGACCACAGAGGGGAUCACCCCCUGACACCCGCCAGCCACUAUGCGUAAGCCCUUCUGGGCUCGGGCACGUCAGAUCUCUGGCCUUACGCCGCUCCCCACGACCUCGUCCUGCCCCAGCCUGAAGGACAGCGAGCUCAGAGGAUUGGGCUUUUGUAAGGGGGCAGAGAGUGGAGGGAAGAGGCUUUUUUUUUUUUUUUUUUUUAAGAGAAACGACUGCACUUUGAAACUUUCCUCUGAGAGAAUAAGCACUUCCUGUUCUUCCAGCUUCGGGUUCACCUCCUGGUAGGAGGCCACCAGUGGGAGCCAGAGUGGGGACAAACGCUCCCUUUGUCCCUCCUCCUCCCUGUGCCCCUGCCACUUGGAUGCUUCUUGUCUUUUCUGUCUUGAC